Pogonomyrmex barbatus (red harvester ant) is the source of this 2248-nucleotide messenger RNA. RefSeq names its product WD repeat domain 37 (gene Wdr37). Lineage: Eukaryota; Metazoa; Arthropoda; Insecta; Hymenoptera; Formicidae. Gene Ontology annotation, molecular function: protein binding. The record is from RefSeq and is a predicted model, not a curated record.
UGAUGCUUCCUGCACUCUUUGUAAAACGCAGUAACACACCGGUGCCGGACAUCGGCGGGGAGAAUGCUGAAAGUGUACGUGACAGUUCGAGAUUUUCAUUCGGUGACAUCGCGAACGUAGGAGAACGAGGGCGGAAUAAAGAGCGAGAUUCGUAAAUAAACUCGACGAAUUCGUCCGAUUGUCUCGCGAAACCAGUAACUACACCGUCUCCAAUCUCGAGUGCAAAUGACAGUCUGUGCGCUAUUAAAGUUCGGAGAUACGUUCCUGUUUUCUUCCCGAGGACCAGCGGGGCUCGGUGACCUCGGAACCAUCAGCCACGUGAUGAUAUCUCCUAGAGAGACGCAAUCUGAAAGAAGAUCAGCAUUCGAGAACCUGCGUACGAGAUGGUCAUGUAAGAUAUGCGUAAUCAAUAAUGCAGGUCAAAGUCCUGCGUUGCUGAGGUCGGAGUGAUUGGCGAUGUAUGCCGCGAGGACAGAUCACUAGGAUAUGCUCGUCUGCUGUUCGUGUCAUUGUAGUUAAGAGAGUCAUGCCUGGCGAACCGCCAGCCACAGCUGGAAAUAAAUCCAGUAGCAAGGCAAAGAGGAUUUCGAUACCUCGUGUGCAGAGCAGUACCGACACCGAAUUACAGUCCCAACAGAGUGGCUCGACUCCGCUGCAGCCAACUGCAUUGCACUAUGUCACCUUUCGUUCUGAACUAGAAGAUAGCCCAAUUCCACCGGCCACACGAUGCCGCCUGUAUGAUCUCUUUCAGCAAAUAGAAAAAGAAUUUGAAAUGUUGUAUACAGAAAAUCUUGGAUUACAAGAAAAGAUUGACAUCCUAAAUGAUAAACUCGAAAGAGAGUGUUAUGGAUCCGGUGAGCGCAGUUUACCUCCUGGAGAUCUUACAGAUUAUCCAGAAACGAAAAAUCUUUCAAAGCAAAAAUCGAUGGGUGCAAGCUCGGCGCAAAAGAUUAAAACUUCUCACAAAUUGAAAGCGCAGACUAGUAAAAUAGUGUCAAGUUUUAAAACUCCAUCUAUGACUUGCACCAUGCAGAGAGAGUAUGUGGGUCAUCGAGAUGGAGUGUGGGAGGUAUCAGUAGGGAGAAUAGGCCAACCCAUCAUAGCAACUGCAUCUGCAGAUCAUACGGCACGCAUAUGGGCAAUAGACAGCAGUCGAUGUUUAUUACAAUAUAUCGGUCAUAGCGGAUCCGUAAACUCAGUUCGGUUUCAUCCGAACAGAGAAUUGGCAUUGUCGGCGAGUGGCGACGGUUCCGCUCACGUUUGGCAAGCGGCGGUAGAUUGGGAUAUGCCGAAGAGAGUACCAUCGUUAGAAGAACUUCCAGUAGCUAGUUCCGAACGAUCUACUGCUAAUAAUCUAAUCAGUAAUAAUGAUGAGCAAGAUGAUCCACCGACUCUGAGAACGCCGAUACGCGAACUUUUGGGUCAUUCGAACGUUGUGAUGGCUGCAGACUGGCUGUCCGGUGCCGAACAAUUGGUUACAGCUUCUUGGGACAGAACAGCGAAUCUGUAUGACACAGAAACUGGAGAGAUCAUACAUACGUUAUGUGGACACGAUCAAGAAUUGACUCACGUGUCGACUCAUCACACACAAAAAUUAUGCGUCACGUCCAGCAGAGACAAUACGUUCCGACUAUGGGAUUUUAGAGAACCGAUACACUCGGUUUCGGUAUUUCAAGGUCAUACUGAAACAGUAACAUCUGCAGUCUUCACAAGAGAAGAUAAAAUUGUAUCUGGUUCAGAUGAUAGAAGUGUCAAAGUAUGGGAAUUACGUAAUAUACGUAGUCCAUUAGCAACAAUACGUGGAGAUAGUGCUGCUAAUAGACUAUCAGUUUCUAGUACCGGGGUAGUGGCAAUACCACAUGACAAUAGACAAAUACGUUUAUUUGAUCUAAGUGGUCAACGUCUGGCAAGGUUACCUAGAACCAGUAGACAGGGUCAUCGUAGAAUGGUGUGUUCUGUCACUUGGUUGGAAGAUAACAAUGUGUGUAAUUUAUUUUCUUGUGGUUUUGAUAGACUAAUAUUAGGUUGGAGCAUUCUUCCUGUUAAAGAUGCUUGAAGAUCAAAAAUUGUAUGGGUUUUAUCAGAUAUUUUAUGUCAUGUUAGCGUGAUAUUGGGAAUAUUUAGGUGCAAUUUAGAAACGGAAGUGCAUAUGUAACCAUACAAUAGAAAACCAGUAAUUAAUCCAAUCAAAGAUUCUCCCCUUCCACUCUUGCAGACAACUGCAAUAAAAGAAAAGAAUAAAGCAAAA